AUGAAAUUUGAUUUUAUUAGUUACAGUGACAUGGCAGAAAACAAAAAAUUAGAUGAUGACGUCGCCGUUGUCAUAGAUAAACCAGAUGAUGUAAAACUGCAGCGAUCUAUCGGUAUUGUAACCAGUAUCACCAUCAUAGUAGGAUCAAUGAUUGGCUCAGGAAUAUUUGUCAGUCCUACUGGUAUUUUAAUGAAUGUCGGAAGUAUAGGAGCUAGUCUAAUUAUAUGGGUUGCAUGCGGGAUCUUCAGUAUGCUCGGAGCGUACUGUUAUGCAGAACUUGGCACGAUAAUAGAGAGAUCUGGAGGGGAUUAUAUUUAUGUAUAUGAAGCAUUUGGACCAUUUAUUGGAUUUUUGCGUCUAUGGGUAGAAGUAAUGGUCGUAAGACCUGUGGCAAUCGCUAUUGUGGCUUUAACAUUUGGGGAAUAUGUCGUUGUACCUUUGUAUCCAGACUGUCCGCUGCCUGUUAUGUUGAUCAGGAUUUUAGCAGUUUUAUGUAUUACAUUUUUAAGCUUCGUCAAUUCCUUUUCAAUUAAAUUUUCAACAAGAAUACAAGAUAUAUUCACACUUGCUAAACUUGCUGCUCUUAUAAUGAUUAUAGUAACUGGAUUUGUACAAAUUGGAUUCGGUCGUUAUGAAGAGCUGAAAGAACCCUUUGUCGAUUCGAACUGGAACCCUGGUAAAAUAGCUAAUGCAUUUUACAGUGGAUUAUUUGCUUAUUCUGGCUGGAAUUACUUAAAUUGUAUGAUUGAAGAAAUGAAAAACCCCAGGAAACAUUUGCCCAUAGCAAUUGUGGUAUCAUGCUUAUUAGUGACUCUAGUUUACACAGCUGCUAAUGUAGCUUAUGUAACAGUUGUACCAGUUGCAGAGAUUUUGACCACAAGAGCUGUCGCUGUGACAUUUGCUGGUAGAAUAUACGGAAUGUUUUGGUGGAUAAUGCCGAUAUUUGUUGCUUGUUCAACGUUUGGUGGUGCCAAUGGAACUAUAUUAACUACAUCAAGAAUAUUUGUUGUUGCUAGUCAGCUUAAGCAAAUGCCAGCGUUUAUCAGUUAUUUACACACAGAUCGAUUAACACCUAUUCCGGCUGUUUUGUUCACUUGUAUUGUAUCAAUAAUUUACCUACUUGCUGGAGAUAUUUUCACCCUUAUGAAUUAUAUGGGUUUUGUUCAAUGGUUAGCAGUUGGUCUUUGUGUUUUGAUUGUAGUAAUUUUCAGAUUUACUCGUCGUAAUAUUCGACGUCCAGUUAAGGCUCCUAUAAUAUUUGCCAUUAUCUACUUAGUGGUUACUACAUCUCUGUUAAUUUUCUCCUUUUAUGGAUCACCUCAAGAAUCAUUAUAUGGUAUUUUGAUCAUUUUAACCGGUAUACCGGUUUAUAUACUCGGUUGUGCAUGGAGUCCUAAACCAAAAUCAUUUCAAGAAUCAAUGAUAAAUAUCACAAUUGGAUUACAAAAACUUUUCCGUAUUGUACCAUCUAGUUGA
Schistosoma rodhaini is the source of this 1476-nucleotide messenger RNA. Lineage: Eukaryota; Metazoa; Platyhelminthes; Trematoda; Strigeidida; Schistosomatidae. The record is from the annotation of a GenBank genome assembly.